This is a messenger RNA of Sturnus vulgaris (Common starling), 3570 nucleotides long. Lineage: Eukaryota; Metazoa; Chordata; Aves; Passeriformes; Sturnidae. The record is from RefSeq and is a predicted model, not a curated record.
AGGUGGGCGUGUGCCCCUAGUUUAAUUCUUUGCUUUGGUUCUGGUGUUUUUUGUCUAUUAGGAAAUAGACCCUUGUGAAGGUUUGAGAAGGAGCGAGACUGCUGGGAACUACAGGUAAAGCUCAGCCGCCUUAGAAAACACAUGGAUUCACAAGAGCAAAAACAAGCUCAGCCCUUUACAGACAUCUUUGAUGAAGAUGAAGCUGAAAGAUCUUUUCUGUUGUCCAAGCCCACUUGCUUAAUUGUCUUUGGAAAGCCAGGUUCUGGAAAGAAAACGUUAGCUAGAAAACUAGCACAGAGAUGGAACUGCAUUUUCAUAGAAGCUUCAGAAGUAAUUCGAAUGAAUAUUCAACAAGGAACAGAAUAUGGACUUAAGUGUCAAGAAUUGCUUUGUAAAGGUGAAAGUAUUCCUGAGGAAGUGGUGACAGAAAUGAUUCUGCAAAAGAUUGAGUCACCAGAAGUUGCUCAUUUUGGUUAUGUUCUCACUGGAUUUCCUUUUCUCUCGGAGAAAUGCAUGACUGUUCCACAACAAAUAGAGAAAAUAACAAAUCUAAAAUUAAAACCGGAUAUCCUGAUUAACAUUAAGUGUCCAGAUUAUGAGUUAUGCCAAAGAAUUUCAGGACAAAGGCAAAAUCCUGAUUCAGGGGAGAUAUAUCAGAGGAGCCAGUGGGAUCCUGAAGUUAUUGACAAGCAUAAGAAAGAGAAAGAUCAGGAUGAAGAAGAGGAUGAAGAAGAAGAUGAAGACCAGGAUGAAGAAGAAGAAGAAGGAGAAGAAGAAACUGGAGAAGGUCCACGUAAGAAAUUAGAAUCUUUUCAUCAGUUAGUGCAGAGGCCUGAAGAUUUUCUUGAAAAUGCAGAGAAAAGAAUUGGAAUGUACAAGGAUAUAAUGCUUUCUCCUUUAGAAGAAUUUCUGGCUCACCAUGAUUGUCGCUAUCUUAUUGAGGUGGAUGGAAGUCAGGAAGCAGAUCAUGUCUUUGAGGCAGUGGCAGGCCGACUUGAGUCUAUGGAUGUUCAAAAUGCAGCUCCUAUAAUCAGACUUCAAAGUGAAGAAGAAGAAGAAACACUGGAGGGAAAGCAAAAUGAUGAACUUUUCCGGGCUCUGUCAUCUUGCAAGCUGAUAGCACCCAGGUACCGAUGGCGUAGGAGCAGGUGGGGACAAGUGUGUCCCGUGGCUCUAAAAGAAGGGGACAUUGUAAUGGGAAACCCAGAGUUUGCUGUGAGUUUUCUAGGUAAAAUGUACGUACUGUCAUCUGAAGAGGCAUUGAAAAAGUUUGUGUUGAAUCCACGGCCUUACCUCUUACCUCCAAUGCCAACUUGUCCUUGUAAAGUAUUUGUAUUUGGUCCUCCAUUCUCUGGAAGAACAACUAUUUGUAAUUUAAUUGCACACAAUUAUAAAGGAAAGGUUCUUGAUAUGGACAAACUCAUUCAACAAUAUAAAGAAUCACAAAAAAAACCCAGUGAGGAAUUGCAAUCAGAUGCAGUAGAAAAGGCUAUAGCAGCAGUGAAAAAUAGAUUGGAAUCAGAAGAACAAUCAGGAAUACCAGAGAUAACUGCAGACCACCCAGAAGUUCAAGUAAUGGUAGAAGAAGCCAUGACAAGUGCAUCAGUCUCUGAAGAUAUGUCACCACAAAUAUAUGCAGAAGUACUGAAGGGAGCUAUUGCAGAGCUUAUGAAGACGAACAAAGACAGGUUUCCCGGUGCUUCAAAAAGAGGAGGGUGGGUAGUGGAUAACUACCCUCUGUCAGCAGACCACUGGUCAGCUUUAUCAGAAGAAGGACUUCUACCUGACACUGUUGUCUGUCUGAAGGAUACAGAAAAAGAUGGAGCCUGUAUACUACGCAGAGCAUACCUAGCAAGUAGGAAUGGAAGUAAUUCUACGGUUUUGGAAAGACCAACAGAUGAAGCGUUAGAAAAUAAAGAAGAUGAUGCAAGAGAAGAAAUGGAAGAAACACUGACAUCAGAGGAAGAUCAGUCUCCAGCUGGUGCUGAGGAGAAAGGUGAAAAGGAUGGUAUUCCAGAUACAGAAGAAAUGAGAACAAUUAAAACGAAGAUUGACCUUUUCAUGAAUGACUGGAAAAAAGUGAAAUCAGAAAUCAAGAGCUCAUCUCAAGUUCAGGUUGUUCUUUUAGAGAUUUCUGAGCAAACACCAGAAAGUCUGCUUAAUCAAAUCGUGCUGGUUAUGGAAAAACCUUUUAAAUAUUAUGGCUGGGAAUUAUCUGAUGAAGACUUAGAGGAGGAAGCACAAGAUCUGAGUUCUUUAAAACAUUCAUAUUUUCAGGAUGAAGAAACAAUUAAGCAAAAGAAAAGGCACAUGGGAGACACAAAACACUUUUGUCCAGUCAGUCUGAAAGAGAACUUUGUCCUCUACCCUGGACUCCAGGAACAUGCAGCUAAAUAUAAAGAAAAGAUUUAUUACUUUUCAACUUCUGAGUACAGAGAUAAAUUUUUGAUGAACCCUGAGGAGUAUGUGGCUCACAGUAAACCACUACAAGCUCCUCCUUUACGGGUGUGUUUACUUGGGAUUCAUGGAGCAGGUAAAAGUACUUGUGCACGACAGAUAGCAGACAAAUUAGGCAUUUUCCAUAUUCAAUUUGAAGAAUAUCUACAGGAAUUGAUUUUACCCAAAACUAAAAGGAAAGUUGGGCCCUUUCUUGAUGAAGAUCAUGAAGAUGACUAUAAAAUACCAGAGGAACUGGAAGACUUCUCUCAGACCACAAAUAAAACUGAAAAAGAAAAAACUAAACAGGAAGUGAAAUUGACUGAUGAGGAAGAGGCAAUCAAAGCAAAUCUAGUGGAUAAUACGGAACUGCCUCCAGGAGUCCUCGAUAAGAUUGUUCCUGGCUGGUGGAAGGAAGAGCCAUUCCGGUCCACAGGCUUUAUACUGGAUGGCUUCCCUCGUACUGUAGAUGAAGCCAGAUAUUUGUCAGACCGAGGACUCUGUCCUGAUGUUGCAGUUUAUAUUGAAGUAGAGGAAGAUGACAUUCUUGUCCGUCUUCUUCCUCCACGUCUGAAAAAAUGGAAAGACAGACGGCGUAGAAAAAAGGAAUAUAAAAAGAAAUUGAAGGAACUAAAAGCAAAAUCAAGGAAUGAGAAGAUUGCCAGAAGAAGGGAAGAACUUUUAGCAGAGCAACAAAAAAAGAAGCAGGAGGCUUUAGCAAAUAAGGAUAAUGAUGAAGCUACUGAGGAGGACGAGGAAGAUGAAGAUAUUGAAGCUAUACUUGCAGAAGAGUUUUUAGAAGAAGAAGAAGAAGAACCAGAAGAGGAAGAAAAUGAAGAAAAUGCUGUUGAGCGCAUGGAAAAUGAAAUUUCAGGGAAGUUUGAAUCAGAAGUAGAAAGGUUACAAGUUGUUCAGGAAGAACUUGAAAGGUUUUUAAUACCACUAGUUGAGAUCAAUGGAGGUCGGAAGCCUCGCGUUGUGUGCUACCAAAUAUACAGCAAGCUGAAAUCUCUAGUGGAGAACCGGAGGAGCAUUUUUGAGAAAUGUUACCCAAUAAGUUUGCCACUUGCACAGAAGAUGCUAGUUUUCUCAUAUAAAUUACUAAGUUCUUUUGGUCAGUGGGAUCCAGUCAAG